AUGCUUCGAUCUGUCACGGGACGCGCUGCCGUCUCGGGCCUUAUGAAGUCAGCUCUGCCUCGGGUCUCCCAAGUAGCAGCUCCCACAUGCUCGCUUGCCCCGCAGCUGCGACUCCAAAGCAAGUCUUCUGUUGCUGGUCUUCGACUCUCCAGAGCUAUUCACAGCACCUCAGUCAGGAUGUCUCAAACACGAACAGAAAGCGAUGCCUUUGGCGAGAUCCAGGUCCCCGCCGACCGAUACUGGGGAGCUCAGACGGAGCGAUCCCUCGAGAACUUCCGUAUCAACCAGCCCCAGGACCGCAUGCCCCCGCCUAUUGUCAAGGCGUUUGGUAUCCUGAAGGGUGCUGCCGCCACUGUUAACAUGAAAUAUGGACUUGACCCCAAGAUCGGUGCCGCCAUCCAGCAGGCUGCCAAGGAGGUCGCUGAUGGCAAGCUCAUCGACCACUUCCCUCUCGUCGUCUGGCAGACUGGCUCCGGUACUCAGUCCAACAUGAACGCCAACGAGGUCAUCUCCAACCGUGCCAUUGAGAUUCUUGGCGGUACCAUGGGCAGCAAGAAGCCUGUUCACCCCAAUGACCACGUCAACCGCAGCGCUUCCUCCAACGACACUUUCCCUACCGUCAUGCACAUUGCUGCUGUCCUCGACAUUGAAAGCGAGCUCCUGCCCGCUCUCCGCAGCCUGCGCGACGCUAUCCAGAAGAAGGUCGACGAGUUCGAGGCCAAGAAGAUCAUCAAGAUCGGCCGUACUCACCUUCAGGACGCCACUCCUCUCACUCUCGCCCAGGAGUUCUCCGGUUACGUUGCCCAGCUCGACUUUGGCAUCAAGCGUGUCGAGAGCUCUCUGCCCGACCUACGACUCCUCGCUCAGGGUGGUACCGCUGUCGGUACUGGCAUCAACACUUUCCAGGGAUUUGCCGAGGCUAUCGCUGAGGAGGUCACAAAGAUGACCGGUACUGAGUUCAAGACGGCCCCCAACAAGUUCGAGGCCCUCGCCGCCCACGACGCUAUUGUCCAGGCCCACGGCUCCCUCAACACCCUAGCUGCUUCUCUUACCAAGAUCGCACAAGACAUCCGAUACCUUGGUAGCGGCCCCCGUUGCGGUCUUGGUGAGCUGAACCUGCCCGAGAACGAGCCUGGCAGCAGUAUCAUGCCUGGCAAGGUCAACCCUACCCAGUGUGAGGCCUUGACUAUGGUCUGCGCCCAGGUUAUGGGCAACCACGUUGCCACCACUAUCGGAGGAAUGAACGGCCAGUUUGAACUCAACGUUUACAAGCCUCUGGUCAUUCGUAACCUACUCCACAGCUCCCGUCUUCUGACUGACGGCAUGCGCUCUUUCGAGAAGAACCUGGUUGCCGGCCUCAAUGCUAACGAGGAGAAGAUUGCCAGCAUCAUGAAGGAGUCGCUUAUGCUUGUCACCUGCCUGAACCCCAAGAUCGGAUACGACAUGGCUAGCAAGGUUGCCAAGAACGCUCAUAAGAAGGGCCUUACCCUCAAGCAGAGUGCCCUCGAGCUGAACGCUCUGACUGAGGAGGAAUUUGACACUUUGGUUAAGCCUGAGCUGAUGGUCGGUCCCAGUCCUUACAAGGGUUAG
Molecule: messenger RNA, 1590 nt
Organism: Fusarium pseudograminearum CS3096
Lineage: Eukaryota; Fungi; Ascomycota; Sordariomycetes; Hypocreales; Nectriaceae
Exons: 3
Coding region: 1-1590 (529 amino acids)
Biological process (GO): malate metabolic process; fumarate metabolic process; tricarboxylic acid cycle
Cellular component (GO): mitochondrion; tricarboxylic acid cycle heteromeric enzyme complex
Molecular function (GO): fumarate hydratase activity
Source: RefSeq, a predicted model, not a curated record